GACAACGAUUUGGGCCAGCCAGUGACGUCGGCCUAUCGCACUUCCAAAUUUACUUGGCUCGAAAAAUCGGCGGACAGCCUGGUGGCUCAAAUUGAGCGGCGGGCUGCCGAUCUCCUGGGGACGGAGGCACUUUGCAUCGAGCCGUUACAGGUGGUGAGCUAUCAGCAAGGCCAGCAAUUCAAGCUGCACCAUGAUGCAGGGACCCUGCUGGAGAGAGACGGCGGGGUGGAGCUCGUGACUCCGUUACGCACGGCCACCAUCUUUGUUUACCUCAACACCAUUCCCGCCACCCGCAGCUGUGCGGGGUAUACACACUUUCCUCGACUCGGCCUCAAAGUACAACCGAAGCGCGGGCGCGCGGUCGUCUUUCCCAACCUUCGUGCGGAUGGCACUGUCGAGCCGGCCACUAUUCAUGCCGCUCUGCCCAUG
Molecule: messenger RNA, 429 nt
Organism: Monosiga brevicollis MX1
Lineage: Eukaryota; Choanoflagellata; Craspedida; Salpingoecidae
Exons: 1
Biological process (GO): peptidyl-proline hydroxylation to 4-hydroxy-L-proline
Cellular component (GO): endoplasmic reticulum
Molecular function (GO): L-ascorbic acid binding; iron ion binding; procollagen-proline 4-dioxygenase activity
Source: RefSeq, a predicted model, not a curated record